Prinia subflava (tawny-flanked prinia) is the source of this 7692-nucleotide messenger RNA. RefSeq names its product protein phosphatase, Mg2+/Mn2+ dependent 1H (gene PPM1H). Gene Ontology annotation, biological process: protein dephosphorylation. The record is from RefSeq and is a predicted model, not a curated record. The transcript is spliced from 10 exons. Lineage: Eukaryota; Metazoa; Chordata; Aves; Passeriformes; Cisticolidae. Bases 343 to 1881 code for a protein of 512 amino acids. Gene Ontology annotation, molecular function: protein serine/threonine phosphatase activity.
GCGGCGGCCGCCCGUGCCCGGCGUGUGCCAGGAGCCCGCCGGUGCCGCAGGAGGAGCAGGAAGCGCCCGGGCGAAUCCAGCCGCGCUAUCACAUGACUCAGCAACCGCUGCCGCCGGGCUGAGUUCACCCAGCGCCGCGCCGGGAGGAGGAAACCUGCAAUGAGGCCUCGGCCCCGCGGCUGCCCCUGAGCCCGCCGUCCUCUCGCCCGGCUCGGCGGGGCCCGGCGCCCCCAUUGCGGGAGCGCGGCGGGGGCUGCCGGAGCCGCCUGGCAGCGCUGCCCGCCGGCGCGCCCCGCUCCCCGCCCUGCGCGGCGGCCCCGGCGCUGCCGCCGCCGGGGUACUAUGCUCACGCGGGUGAAGUCCGCCGUGGCCAAUUUCAUGGGCGGCAUCAUGGCUGGCAGCGCGGGCGCCGAGCACGGCAGCGGCGCGGACUUGCCCCUCCGCUUCCCCUACGGGAGACCCGAGUUCCUGGGACUGUCCCCGGACGAGGUGGAGUGCUCCGCCGACCACAUCGCCCGCCCCAUCCUCAUCCUCAGCAAGGACACCCGGCGCCUGCCCUGGACCACGGGCUACGCGGAAGUAAUAAAUGCAGGGAAGAGCACGCACAAUGAAGAUCAAGCCAGCUGUGAAGUCCUCUUUGUCAAAAAAAAAGCUGGAGGCAGUAAUUCUACACCAAACAAGAACUCUUCAACAAAACGGAGGUCAUCGUUGCCCAAUGGAGAAGGUCUCCAGCUGAAAGACAAUUCAGACACAGACGGGAUCAACCUGUACUACUGGUCCCUGUUUGAUGGACACGCUGGGUCAGGGGCAGCUGUGGUCGCUUCCAAACUGCUGCAGCACCACAUCCUGGAGCAGCUGCAGGAGAUCGUGGACAUCCUGAGGAACACAGCCGUCCUCCCUCCCACCUGCCUGGGAGAGGAGCCUGACAACCCUUCCACCAACAGCAGGACACUGACACGGGCGGCCUCCCUGCGGGGGGGUGUGGGAGCCCCGGGCUCGCCCAGCACGCCUCCAACACGCUUCUUCACUGAGAAGAAGAUCCCACAUGAGUGCCUGGUUAUUGGGGCCAUAGAAAGUGCAUUCAAGGAAAUGGAUUUGCAAAUAGAGCGAGAGAGGACUGUGUAUAACAUUUCUGGUGGCUGCACAGCCCUAGUGGUGGUGUAUUUAUUGGGGAAGCUUUAUGUGGCAAACGCUGGUGAUAGCAGAGCUAUAAUAAUCCGAAAUGGCGAAGUCAUUCCAAUGUCUUCAGAAUUCACUCCAGAGACUGAACGCCAGCGACUUCAGUAUCUGGCUUACAUGCAGCCCCAUUUGCUGGGAAAUGAAUUCACACAUUUAGAGUUUCCACGGAGGGUGCAGCGCAAGGAAGUUGGAAAGAGGAUGCUGUACCGUGACUUCAAUAUGACUGGCUGGGCAUACAAAACCAUUGAGGAAGAUGACUUGAAGUUUCCCCUUAUAUAUGGAGAAGGCAAGAAGGCUCGGGUUAUGGCAACAAUUGGAGUGACUCGAGGACUGGGAGACCAUGACCUGAAAGUGCAUGACUCCAAUAUAUACAUCAAACCUUUCCUGUCCUCAUCUCCUGAGGUGCGAGUCUAUGACCUCCAGCAGUACGAGCAUGGGCCAGAUGAUGUUUUGAUCCUAGCUACUGAUGGACUCUGGGAUGUGCUGUUAAAUGAAGAAGUGGCAGAAGCUGUCACAAACUUUCUACCAAACUGUGACCCUGAUGAUCCCCACAGGUACACGCUGGCGGCGCAGGACCUGGUGAUGCGAGCCAGGGGAGUGCUGAAGGACCGGGGCUGGCGGAUAUCCAACGACCGGCUGGGCUCCGGAGACGACAUCUCUGUCUACGUCAUCCCUUUGAUACACGGGAACAAACAGUCGUGAAAGGAGCACCGAGGGCGGCUGUAGGAUGGGCAUCUUGUUGGGAAGGGCCUGUAAGAGACUAUAGGUUUUUGGUGGUCUGACCAGGACACUUGCAAUUGGUGUAAUCUAGUCAAAACUAAUGCUGGAGGGAUAUUGUUCUGCCCAAAAGGUAGGGCUCUGCACAUAUACUGUAUAUGAUUAAAGAUAACCCUUAAGAUUCCAGUUUCCCUACAGAAAAGGUUUUGGUGCUUAAGAGGAAUGGGAUUUAAAUGCUGCUAGCAUAUUAUGGAUUCUGCCAUCCCUCUAGGUGGGGUGGGGAAUUGAUUUUUUUCUCAGUUUACCAUGUAGCUUGGAAGAGCCAUUUCAGUUGUGAAAGUAGAAGUGGGUAUCAGAAGCCAAGGAGGCUCCUGAAAUAUACCCUAAAAUAUUCAGAAGGGGGCUUGGGUCACAUCUCAUUUAAGAAUAUAGAUAUACAUAUAUGAGACUCAAGUGUUUUCUUCUUUCAGAAAGUUGUAUUCAUGACUUAUCUAUGGACAACUUAAAACUUGUGUAAUCCUCUGAGCCCCCAUUUUCCUCUCCUGUCUCUUCUUCAGUAGACCGUACCUCCUGUAUUUUAGUAGGAAAACUGAAAUUGGUUUCAGUGUGACUAUGCCUGUUUACUGCAGCUAAAACUGUCACCUGCAAAGUUGUCCAGGAGAAAUAGGUCACAGUCCUGUAUGGCAGAAUUUAUUCUGAUGUGAGGAGGUCCUUGUCCAUAUUUCUUGUUGCGUGUAUACCAUGAUUAUACAGAGCAUGCAAACUCAGCCUUAUGUGAUGUUUACCUGGAGGCCGUGGUUUCUUUGGGAUCAGAGAUUUACAUUCAUUGAAUGGUUCUGCCUGCUUUAUCCUGUUGAAAGGAUCCCUUACCAUAAAAUUUUUCCAUCAGUUGAGAUUUAGUAAAUUUGUUUGGGCUCCUGAGUGUAUUUUCAGUUGGACUUCUACUUGAAAUAGUGAUACUGUUCUCAUUAGCAAUUUGGAUACCCAGAUAGUGAUCUAUUUCAAAGGUGUUUCAGUUCUUCUGCCUCAUUUCUUAUUCAGUAUACCUCCACUUGCUUGACUUCGGUGAUCAGAAUGGGACAGCUUAAAACGUUCUCUCAUUUUGGCAUUGAGAAUUGUACUCAAGGAUCACAAGAUGACUGUGAUAGAUAGAAGCCCUUGCUUCAGCAGUUCUUUUCUUAGCAGUGAUAAAUCAAUUUAAAUAAAGAAAAUUUGUGUACAAUCUUACUGAAAUGAAAGUAGUCCAGGAGAGAAACAAGUGAGCAAGUCUGCAGUGUAACCUGGCUGCCUAGUCCACGCAGGCAGCUCUCUUACUUCACUGGCAGGAAUUUGAGACAACAAGAUCAGAAAGUACUGGCAGACAGGCAGGUAUGUUGGCUGGGGAGCCAACUUCCACCUCAUUUGUGCCCAGACCACAUUGCUGUGGAGCUGUUCAUCUGGUUUGUGCUUCUUUGAUAAGAAAAAAGGGAGCUGACAUCAUUGUAGGGCACUGACUAGGGAGCUGGCAAACAUUGUGUCCUUUCCAAAAGAGAAGGAGAUGCUGUGCCCUUUGCAGACUUUCUCCUGAACCGGCGUGGCCCAGAUCUUGCCAGGUCUGUAAUUUAUGAUGUGCUGUGUAAACACAGCGCAGCCCGAGUGCGGUGCAGCUGCCCAGAUGCUGUGUUUGGCUGCAUCUGGAAGUACAGUUUGGUGGAUUUAAACUACUCUUGCUCCAAAUCUCUAGACCCAGAAGUGUCUCAGGAUGAAAGCAGACAAUGUGGAGAGUGGAACAGCUCAAACAUUGCAGCAAGCUGCAUGAUUUUAGCCUGAAAACUGUUCCAUGAGUUCCCCAGUGCCUCAUGUGAUAAAGUGGUACAGAACGUGGAUGUUUUGUAUUCUAGAGCUUCAGUAUAAAUCAAUGGCAUAUCCGAUUAUGCAUUUUCAUGCUUUCUUUCCUUUUUUUUUUUCUCUUUACCUCUUUUUCUGUGUGCAUCUGGGUGAAAAGAGAGGCUUGGAGUCUAGAAUAUUUUUCACAUGGCCCUUCAUAUGUUUUAAAAUUUAAGCAAGAGAUACUCUUCCACUUUUUUUUUUUUUUUUUUGGCCUAAUAAACUUGUAAACAUGCUUUUCAUGCUCUGUGUAACUCCUGUUGUCUCUUUGCUAAUGCAGUUGUAUAGUCUUCUGGUAAUUCAGCUCCUCUGACAAAGAAAUUAGUGCUGGCAAAUCUGAAAUCAUCUGAACAGCUGAGACACUGGUGCCUGCUGGUACUAACUACAAGCCUAAGUUAAAUACUUCAGCGCUCAUGCACUGUUGGUCUUCCUUUGGUAAUAUGGUGUCAACACCAUGACAAGAUACCAGUUGCUAUAAAACCACUGAGUGCAGUGUGGUAGAAAUAGAUUUCCAGUGUAGCAUCCGCCAAAAGUUGAGCAUGAAACUUCAAGGCAGUGGAAAAGGCACCUUCUCAUUCAGAGGUGUUUCUAAAUGUACCUCUGAAGAGAUGGGUUAGCAGACUGCAGGACUUGGUGGGAGCAGUCUGGCAGGUGACUUCUCAGAGCAUGAUCUGGUGGGCUGGUGAAUCAGCCUGCAGAGUGUGUGCUGUUCAUCUGAGGCACUGCCAUCAGUCAGGAGCUUCUCUGCAGCAACUGGGCCCAGGCUGAGUUACGUUCAGUGUCAGCCCCUCUCCCAGAAAGGGCAGAAAUACAGUAUCAACAAUUAAUGUCAAUUAGCAUCAAUUAAGGAAUUGUGAGAACUUUAGUAGAAGGUUUUAUACUCAGAUGUAUGUGACUGAAACUAUGCUGUGACGCUUUUUGUUCUGCUUUUUUGCAAAGUAUCUGUUACACAUUUACCUGCUUUUGGUGGGAGAUUCUUGAUGCUCUGCUUCAAGGCAUGGUAUAAAUACAUAUACACACCUAGGGCUCACAGAAACAGCAGGCAGGAGUCAUUUAUUGGGGAGGUAUUAUGUGAGAGGCAAGCAUAAUUAAAAGCAUUUCCAAUUCCCUUUAAAGGCAGAAUUACUUUGCAUUGCACAGCAUUAGAAAACACUGAUGGCAGGGAGGAUUCCUGGUGCACAGUGCCAUUUUCACAUGGGUGCAGGAUGGGUACUGCCAUGUUCAGACUUGCAGCUGCUCUAGGGCUCAGUGAAGCUCCUAAGUUAGGAGCAGACAGCUUGUGUCCUCAGAUUGGAGCAAGUCAGGCACCAAGUCCAAAUUUAUGAUCCCUGGCAUGUCAGUUACUGCCUGAUGCUGGCAGUGCUCUGGCUUUUGCCAGUCCAGUUCCCUUAGCAUCCCAAACUGCUACAGCCUCAGCAGCAAGGAACCUCAGCCCUGAGUCACAUCUGUGUUCAUCUUGCUAUUGCACAGUGCUCUGCCUUGCCUGUGCAUAGGCACUGCUUAGGAAGUUGGGCAAAUUCUUGUCCUUCCUUGGAUAAUGGCAAGGAAAGGCACCAGUAAAGGAGUUCCAGUUAGCUGCAGUAUAACUCUGUUUCCUGCUGCGUAGUCCAAUCUCAUUUCUAGAAACUCAGAACCAAGAAGCUUUUACCGUUCUCCCAGAAAUACUGUUGCAGAAAGUAGAAUAGCCAUUUCAGAUAUUUUUCUCUUGCACUAUAGCCUAAAAUUUUCUUUAUUUAAUUUGAUGAAGAAGGUGUUUAGAAAUUUAAUUUACACCUGAUUAUGUAAGGCACACAGCCAUCUUUUGGUGCAUUAAGACAAGAUUGCUUUCUUCAUGAACACAAACUUGUGUUCUGUUGUCUGAGAGGGCUGCUGUUCAGUGGCCUCACACUGGAGAGAGAAUUUUUUUAAUGAAUUCUUAAUAACAACAGGGCUAACAGGCUAAAGGAAAAGUGGUCAGAAUAUGCUGUUAAUAGUGAAUUUCCAUUUGCAGUUACUUCUGUGUUGAAAUAUGACAAGAGUUUUGUCAGGUUCUGUCAGCUCUGUCCCUCCAGGAUGUUUCUCAAGAACUGCUUUUGAUGUUUGGGCAGAUUUUGGCUCUGAACUUCUGCUAGGUUUUUAAAGAACACUACAUGCUUCAAGCAAAUCUGCUAUGUUUCUUCCAGCCUUGGUGUUCUCCUUUUAUUUUACAUUCUAUGUACUAAUACUUUCAGCAUUUUUCUGUCAAACAUGAAUGGCAAGCUGUGUGGACUGUUGUUCCUCCCGGACGUUUUAGGUAUGUAAGUGGUUUUCCUCCAUGUGUCCUAGAUGACGACUCAGUGAUGUGGCUGUCAUAGAGAGUGACCAAACGAUGCUGUAACUGUGCUGCUGUAUUUCUGCCUGUCAUGUACUUGAAGGAGGAUGCCCUUCUCCACCUCCAUGCUCACUCUGUUUUCUUUUUUUUUUUAAUCCAUUGCUGUUGGUGUUCUUUCAUAGGUGUCUGAUUUUUUUUAGUACCUGCCACAUUUAUCUUCCCUUCAAUGGGCACUUCAUCUUAAUAUCUUGAGAUCUGUACAACUGUCUAGGGUUUAUAUUUCCUGAAGAAAGAAGGACCAGCUGCUGGAGGAAAAUGUUUUGGACCAAUGUACUUCUGCUUUGUGACUGUGAAAUGUUAAUCUUUUUGUAACCUAAGAACAAAAAAUGUUUAGUAAAGGGAUAUAUUUUGUGUUUUUUGAAACUUUUCAGUGCAAUGAACAAAAGAGGAGGAUACUGAAGAAGUGUAUGUGCAAAGUUUUAAAAUAAAAUUUUAAAUUAUAUAUUAUAUAAUCCAUCUAGAUGUAGAAUCAUUUUUAUUCUACGUUUGUCAUGAACAUUCCCCUAGUCUCUUAAUGUGUAUUACUAAUUGUGUGAUGUGGACAAGUAGCACACUCUGCUUUACAAGGGAACUGACGAUUCACUGACAAAAGGUCUGACUCUUGAGUUAGUGAAGUAAAUUCCUCUGAGGUGCAUUAGUGGAUGGGCUGAUCUGUGAGAGUUCAGCUGUAGGGUAGCUGUGAGAGCUUUGUGCUUCCAUCAGAUAAUGAUUCAUCACUCAGACUGCCAGUUGCCAUGUUCUGCUAUGCAAAGUGAUCCAGUACCAGAUCUCUGAGGCAUGGGAUGUACUUUUGGAAAUGACAACAUAGUUGGAGUAAGUUUUCCCUCAUCCUCAGUUCCUUAGGAAUCACUGUCUGAAAUUCUACUCUGAGUUUAUGUUUGAGUAAGGGUGAAUUCAGAGAUGCCACUGAAGCAGGCUCUCACAGUUAUUUAGUAACCAAAAGUGCUUUUGCAGGUACUGAAGAUGCAGGAGCUGACACCCAGCACAGCCACGGACAAUGCCCACCUGGGUUGCCAGCAAGAGAAUGAGAGCUGGGCAUGUUCCUACUCAUAAUAUUUUGAAAUACUGCAUUGUAGCACAAGUGGUUCUCCUGCUUCCUCUUUCACCUCAUGCUUAGUAAAAGAGCAUUGAAAACAUCUGUUCUAGUGCUACUGCAGUUUUCAAAGUGCUGCACAUGCCCAUUGUGUCCACUGAGCACAAUGGGGAGUGCAAAAAGAGGCGAUGCGUUACUUUCUUUCACUCUUGCUUCAUUACUCCCCCCUUAAGUUCUACAGUUUGUUACUGCACUCCGACCUCAGUGUCAAGUUUAAAAUUGCUGUGCAAAUAAAACUUCAGCACAGCUUUGCCUGCCGUGCUGGUGUCAGCUGAAUAAUAAGUGUUGGUAGCAUGCAGUGACAGGGAACUGUUGCACACCAGCUGAACCUAAAGGACCUUUUCCACAUCAUCCUUUUGUAUUUCAUAUGCCCUAAAUUCUGUAAGCUUGUAGAUCAAGUAAGGCUUCUUUUUAAUUUUUUAAAGUGAUCCAUACAACUCUUAAAAUUUGGACAUCAGUCUCUGUCAUUCAUGCAGGCAAUAAAUCA